Molecule: messenger RNA, 639 nt
Organism: Penicillium cinerascens
Lineage: Eukaryota; Fungi; Ascomycota; Eurotiomycetes; Eurotiales; Aspergillaceae
Product: blue light-inducible protein Bli-3
Exons: 3
Coding region: 1-639 (212 amino acids)
Source: RefSeq, a predicted model, not a curated record
AUGUCUGCUGAAGCAUCCAUCAACACCGCCACGGGCAACCACCCGGUGGACCCCUACAAGUCGAAGAGCUUCGAAGACCCGCCACUUCCCCAGAAGAUCGAGGACCUGGCCCAGUUCAUCUCAGAGAUCAAGUUUGGCAUGUUGACUACCCAUCAGUCAGAGGGUGAAUACCUGGCAUCGCGAUGCAUGGCACUCGCUGCCCAGGAGCACGGCGGCAUUGACCUAAUUUUCCACACCAACCUUUUCUCUGGAAAAACAAUGGAUCUCACCGUCCACCCCAAGGAAGUCAACAUGUCCUUCUUGGACCCUGUCUCCGGGGCCUGGGCUUCGAUCUCCGGCACGGCCAAGGUUGUUUCCGACCCCGCAACCGUCCAACAGUACUAUUCCUCAGCGUUGAAGGCAUGGAUCGGUGAUAUGGGCGACGGUGUCCACGAUGGUGGUCCCGCCGACCCUCGCAUCGGUGUGAUUAAGCUGGAGGCGAAGCUGGCGACACACGUCGCUACCAAGAAGGGCAUUCUUGGUCGAGCCGUCGACACCGUUAAGGGUGCUGUCCAGGGCAAUGUCCCUGAGAUUAACAGCAUUCGGGAGUUAAGCAUGGAGGAGCUGGCUGAGUGGCGCCGGACACACCAGAAGUCCUAG